AUGUCGAGUACCGGAGUUCCCAUGUACCGUCGGAGCUUUGAUCCAGAUCAGCGAAUCCGCCGUCCUUUAGUGGAAUACUGUACGAAUGAGUGGCGAAACGAACCAAAUUAUCGUUACGAACCGUCACCUGAACGUGCCACAUACUCCGACGACUUUGUCGAUUGCCUCGAAGACCUUUGGGACAAUACAGUCAGUGUGGUCAAGGCCCCUAAAUUUCGAAGGCUUCUUAUGGUAAUCAUCGUGGCGACCAUAGCCUUGCUCGUGCUGUGCGUCAAGAUUUGGCCAGUCCUCAAUGAAGAAAGAGUAAUAUUAGCUUCGGUGAACAAGAACGCAGGUUCGGCCUCUGGUGGUUUAUUUGGGAUCAACGUGCGACCUCAAUUUCCCGGGAUGAUUCAAGUGCAGACGCUCGAUCCCCGUCUUCUCCCACAAGCAGCCAAACCCCAGGCUUCGGCAACUGGAAACAAGAAGAGAUUGGUGUUCAUUGGAGACAUUCAUGGUUGCAAGAAAGAGCUGGAAGCAUUGUUGAAAGCAGUGCAAUUUGAUCCGGUGACGGAUCAUUUGGUCGCUCUGGGAGAUAUCGUCUCCAAAGGUCCUGAUUCACCCGGAGUUAUCGACCUGUUGCGUGGCUAUAAUGCUUCUUGUGUGCGCGGCAACCACGACGAUCGACUCCUCCUGGUUGUCGAAGAUCUGCAUUCCACAUCUCUUACCUCACAGAAGAAUGCUAGAUUUGCCUCAGACGCGGCAACCCAGGCAUCACUGAACAAGGACAAUGCUGUGAGGAAUCUGGCCAUGUCUCUGGAUGCAGCUCAGGUUGAGUGGCUCAAAUCUUGUCCUGUCAUCCUUCGCAUUGGAGAAUUGAAAGCGUUCCAUGGAGAAACUGUUGCGGUCCAUGGUGGUCUGGUCCUGGGCAUCCCUUUAGAGCAACAAGACCCGGUGUCAGUCAUGAACAUGCGAACGGUGGAUAUGCAAACCCACGUACCGUCGCAGAAACACGAAGGAAAAGGAGGCAAAAGCAAGGCUUGGUACAAGUUGUGGAACAAGCAUCAGCAGUUACUCCCCACACGCCAGGGCUGGAAUCGCCUGAAGAGCUUCGGCAAGAAAAAAUCCGCCGAGAAGCCAAUGACUGUGCUCUACGGACAUGAUUCUAAGACAGGCUUGAAGAUUAAAAAAUACACCAAAGGACUUGACACUGGCUGCGUCAAGGGGGGAAAACUCACCGCUUUGGUGGUGGAUGGCGACGGCAGGCAGGAAAUUGUUCAGGUCGAUUGCAAAGAUCGUCGUCAGGUAUCAGCAGCUCGAGAGACUAUGGAUGACAUUCCCAAAAAAGGGAAAUCCGAGCCACCUGUUGAUAACUCGAAUUGA
Messenger RNA from Exophiala xenobiotica, 1362 nucleotides. RefSeq lists its product as uncharacterized. Lineage: Eukaryota; Fungi; Ascomycota; Eurotiomycetes; Chaetothyriales; Herpotrichiellaceae. Gene Ontology annotation, biological process: polyphosphate catabolic process. The transcript has a single exon. The record is from RefSeq and is a predicted model, not a curated record. Gene Ontology annotation, molecular function: endopolyphosphatase activity; phosphatase activity. The coding region runs from base 1 to 1362 and encodes 453 amino acids. Gene Ontology annotation, cellular component: cytoplasm.